AUGAACGGUCAUAUCGAGGUAUCCGAUGAAGCCUCGACUCAUAUUCCUGACGUCGAGGUCAUCCCAGACAGCACCAUUUUGAUUGCUGGAGGCGGACCCGUGGGCUUGACGCUUGCCACGGUCCUUGCAUCUUACGGGGUGAAAAGCGUAGUUCUGGAAAGAAACGCAACAACUACAAGGUUUGAUGCACUCUUACACAAUUCCGAUAAACCGGCGUGGGUCUAA
Messenger RNA from Cladophialophora bantiana CBS 173.52, 225 nucleotides. RefSeq lists its product as uncharacterized. The record is from RefSeq and is a predicted model, not a curated record. Gene Ontology annotation, molecular function: FAD binding. Lineage: Eukaryota; Fungi; Ascomycota; Eurotiomycetes; Chaetothyriales; Herpotrichiellaceae. Bases 1 to 225 code for a protein of 74 amino acids. The transcript has a single exon.